GGUGACGUGGCGCUCACGUGACUGACCAGGCACUGACUUGGGCACCUACCCCAGCUCCCACUCUGCGGCUGGGUUUCUGCGCUCCGUGGAUCCAGCGCCUGAGCUGCCCACAGUGGCUGGCGAGCGGUGAGCAGGCUUCUGCCAGCCCAAGGAGGCACAGGCCUGUCGUGAGUCCUCCCAAGUCGGUGUGCACAUCUGUUGUGGCCAGCGCUCUGCUCAGUGAGGCCUGAAGAGAAGGAGCCACUUGAUCAGGAUUCCCGAAGGACAGGAACACAAUGGAAAAUCCCGACCUGAAAAAUUUCUUCACUGAAAAUGAAGAAAACGAGGGAAAUGCAGAAGACAAAAUACAGACUGAAGAUGAAAGAAAGGCAGAAGAGAAAAGAAAGCCUGACCAUGAGGGGAAGCCAGCACGUGAGGGGAAGCUAGAGAGUGAAGGAGAGCCAGAUGUUGAAGGACAAGGGGAAGAAGAGGGAAAGCCUGAAACACAAAGCAAGUUGGGCAAGCCACAGGAUGAGGGCAGGCCAGAAUCCCAGGCACAGCCAGCCAGGAAGCUGCAGGCUGCUGAAAAGCGCCCCAUGGAAAAUUAUGUGCCCCGGAAAGCAAAAAGAAAAACGGAUAGGGGGACUGAGGAUUUCUCCAAGGACUCUCAGGAGAAUUUACAGAACAGUCAUUUGAGCAGGCAGGGGAUGAUGAGAGAGUGUGCCAAUAUGUCAAGGUCUCGGGAACAGAUAAAGAAAAAGCAGAGGAUAAAUAAUUUUCAGUGGAUGCAAAGAGAGCUACUAGAUGCAUAUCCCCCAAGGGGCCCAAGAGGUAUCAGGGGAGUGAGGGGUGGAGGUAGGGGCCAAAGAGGCUUGCAGAAUAUCCCAUACCUUUAAUGCCUUUGGUCUUUGAUUCCUACUUUGCUGAUGAGCAUAGUCUUGGACCUGCUUACCCUAGUAGAUACUUUCUGGGUCCUGUGCUUUAACCUUAAGCUGAUACUUUGCUUUAGGUAUCACUGUCCUUACCAGCAGCCUUUUGACCCAACUACAGCGCUUUGCCUUUUAGUACAGUACUGGAUUUUCUUCCAUAUGCAUGUACAUUGUAAAACAACAAUAAAAAGUUUGCAGAACCAUA
This is a messenger RNA of Heterocephalus glaber (naked mole-rat), 1113 nucleotides long. Its product is annotated as transcription elongation factor A protein-like 3. NCBI's taxonomy places the organism in Eukaryota, Metazoa, Chordata, Mammalia, Rodentia, Bathyergidae. The record is from RefSeq and is a predicted model, not a curated record.